Messenger RNA from Sycon ciliatum, 3127 nucleotides. RefSeq names its product protein unc-93 homolog A-like. The transcript has 5 exons. The record is from RefSeq and is a predicted model, not a curated record. Bases 628 to 2328 code for a protein of 566 amino acids. Lineage: Eukaryota; Metazoa; Porifera; Calcarea; Leucosolenida; Sycettidae.
GGGCCGCGGGGUAGACCUACAGAGUACAGGCCGCAGCGGUUGCAGUUACCAGUUCGACUACUACCACUGCAGCCGUACCAGUAUCGAGCCGUGCACAUCCGCAAUCCAAUGCGCAGUUCCCGCUGCUAUGGUUGUGACACCGGCAGAAAGCAAGUCACUUACUCGACAGUUGCCGUCUGUAGUGAUAGUAAAAAAAGGUGUGCGUGCCAGACACCACGUAAAGUCGAUGUGUAAACGUUUCUUUGGAGUCGGUUGCUUUAGCGCGUGGUUGGAGAGCAAGGGAACUGCUAGCGCUAGUAUCUGAUGCGUAAGCAACGUAACCAGGUAUCUUGUGAAACUUUGCGAAACCUUGUUCAAGACGAGAGUUUCUCUAGUAUGGUGUCGAUGUGAGCUGAAGUAUGAGUUUGAGCGAGACACCAGUUGAGCCAACGUUGUCCGUUUGUUGCCUCUUGGAUUCGCGGCCGCUGGUCCAUCAUUUUCAGACCACUCAUUGAUAUUGGCCAGCUCCAGAGCAAGUCACGGAUUGCUGUACUGACUGUACCGGAGUACACCGACGUGUAACUACUGCACUGUGCAUGUGUGCUGUGUAGCGAGGAAAAACAGAUUUGUGAUUAUUUUACUAGUACCAUGACAAAGAAUGAUAUCGAUGGCGAAGAAGAGCAUCGUGACGUCACACUACAACAGCCUGAACGUCAUGAAGUGUGCCCUUCACCUCUUGAUCUUCUGAAGUUUGACUAUGAAGACAUUGAGCAUAGCAAGGCUGGGAAGGCUGUCGGCGAGCCAGGUGUUCACAUUCACGCGGCUGGAGCUAAACAGUCGCAACAGGAUAAAUCCAAGCAGCCACGCUAUCACCUAAUCAAUUUGAUCAUGGUCAGCAUCUGCUUCUUCUUCGUUUUCACAGCGUUUAUGUCUUUGCAGAACCUGCAGGCAUCACUAAACGAGCACGGCAAGACAUGCCUUGCCGUGCUUUACGGUCUGCUGAUUGUGGCCUGCUUCAUCACACCGCCUUUAGUUCAGCGCCUGUCACCGCGCGGCACACUGAUCCUGUGCAUCGUAGUGCACUGUGCAUACACCGCAGCCAAUUACUAUCCCGUCGAGUAUGUUCUCUUGCCGGCGUGCGCCUUGAUUGGCCUGGCCUCCGCGCCGAUGUGGACAGCGCAACAGAUCUACGUGACGACCAGCGCACACAUGUAUUAUGAAUACACCAAGACACCGGCGCCUACCGUAGGCCCAUCAAGCAAACAGGGCAGUGCUGCUGCUGCUGAAGGAGAAAGCACAAUAGAUAAAGUCAUGGGACGCUUUAACGGCAUCUUCUUCCUCAUAUUUCAGCUCGCACAGAUUUCAGGCAAUCUGAUAUCGUCACUGGCGCUCCGUUCAAGUGAUGCUGGGCAAACACAUGACGCAAGCUCUACGUGUUUGGUGUCGGACAUGAUGAAUUCUAGUGACAGUUACCUUGCUAGUGACAGUUACCUUGCUAGUAACAGUACCAGUAACCAUGGUAACAGUUCUCUUGGAGGUGAUGCCACUAAGUCGGUCCCGUACACUCUCUUGUCAGUGUAUUUAGCCUGUGAUAUUAUCGGUCUUGGUUUUUGCAUAUUCUGCCUUCGCUCCCUUACCAAGUCCGUCUCUCUCUACGAGGCUAAGGAUUUGAAGUCAACGCUUCUGGCGACGCUACGGAGUACGAUCAACCCAUACAUGCUGCUCCUCAUCCCCUCAGUCAUUUACAAUGGGAUGGAGCAAGCGUUCAUAUUUGGUGAAUUCACAAAGCACUUCAUAACAGAUUGUGUUGGCAUCGACUGGGUUGGCUACGUGAUGAUAUCAAUGGGUGUAGUGAAUGCCACCAGUAGCAUGCUGUGUGGGCAAUUGGCAGCUCGUCUUGGACGCUUGCCUAUUGUGGUGGCUGGCGCACUGGUCAAUGCUGCAGUACUGAUAUUCCUGCUCGCGUGGACAAGGAAGCCAGAUCUGCUGGCUCUCUUCCUAAUUGCUGGAGCAUGGGGAUUUGUGGACGCCGUCUCGAAUACUCAGCUCAACACUAUGUUCGGCAUCGUCUUCUCUCGAAAUCAAGAACCGGCCUUCGCCAACUAUCGUCUCUGGCAGGCUGUCGGUUUUUGUAUAUCGUUUUCUUACGGCGAUGCGUUGGAAAUGCCAGUCAAGCUGUGGAUUUUGUUAGGAGUCCUUUUCCUCUAUGUAGUACUGUACAUUGUGGCUGAGGUCAGGUGGAGUAGAGAACAGAAGGAGAGCAAAAGCAUGUUGAAUGUGCAAUGCAGCCGCCCAGAGCACCCUGUUAUACUGAGUCGUGACAUUCUCAUGUACGAGUUUAGUGUGUAGUACUCGGUACGUACUGAGCUCCUUGUUUUUGAUUUUUCUGGAUGAAGUUAUCAGUGUUCUUAUUAAAAUUAGUACAUGUACAAUGUUUUUUUGUUUUGUUAUUGUUUUUCUCCUUUUGAAUUGAGUUUAUUGAUUUGAGUUCUUUUUAAUUAUUAAUUAGAAAAUUGAUUUGAAGUUUUUGGUUUGGGUUUGAAAAUCUUUAUCUUACAGAUGCAUCAUUUUUCUGAUUUCUUCUCCAGUGUACUAGUAUUUAUUGCAUUUUAAUCCAUUGUGUUAAUUUGCCCAUAAAAGAGGCCUUUGAACACUACGUACUGAGCUCUGUGUUUUUCUCUUAUAUAGUGCAUGCUUCACGUUCGCGCUUAUCAGUUUGACCCCGGCUGAGCUCAUGCCUGCUAUCCCGUGUCUCCUCUACUUCUGUUUGCUUUCACGUGGUACACGGUUACGGUGUAGUGCUGCACGUGUUCCGUCAGCUUGAACUGUAGCAUAACAUGAUCGUACUUUCAGACGUUUAGUCCUGCUCACACUUCCUCAUUUUUUCUUUCUUGAACAUGCACUAUUUCUGCAGUAUGUCAAUAUUGUGUGUUAUCAUCUACUUAUUGAAUUCCAGUGCUAGUACAAGUACUCUUGUGUUUGUUCUAAACUAUAGUACUGUGCCCACCGUGAUGCCGAGACCUCAGGUCGGCAGAGCCAUCAAUUCCCCGCCACCACUAUUCAUUAUUAUUUAUUUCAUUAUAAUUUAUUAUUGUCGAGUUUAGGUAUGUGAACAUAGUUAAAAAUAAAAAUAAAAUAAACUGCUUCA